Molecule: messenger RNA, 1791 nt
Organism: Ochotona curzoniae (black-lipped pika)
Lineage: Eukaryota; Metazoa; Chordata; Mammalia; Lagomorpha; Ochotonidae
Product: basic proline-rich protein-like
Exons: 5
Coding region: 1-1791 (596 amino acids)
Source: RefSeq, a predicted model, not a curated record
AUGCCGCCGCUCCAGCCCCGGCCCCACGGCUCCCACCCCCGCGUUUUCCGGCCCCCCGCGGCCCGGGAUCCCCGCCCGCCCCCGCCCCGCCCCCACACUGCGGCGUCGCCGCCACCGCCGCCCCGGCUCCCACGGCCCGCAGCGGGGGCAGGGAGGAGCCGGGCACGACGCCCCGCACCCCGCCCCGGGCCUGCCGUCCCCUCCCGCGGAAAGAUCCGCGGGCGCCCCGCACCCUCCAGCCACAGGUGGCCGCAGGAGGAUCGCGGAGCUGCGCUCGGCGGCCCGGCCCCCCAUCACCCCGAGGCCCGCCCCCCGGAGGCCGCCCGGGUCCCCCCCCCGCCCAGCCGGGCCGAGGAGGGCCGGGAGCCGGGGGGGAGGGGCGGGGGGCCGGGUCGUGCCAGGCUGCCAUUUUCUGCCGCCGCCGCGGAGCCUGCGCGGGGGCCCGGCCCCCCACACCCGCUCCUGGGCUCCCCGCGGCUCGCGGCGAGGGGGCCGAGCAUUCCGGGUCUGGGGUCCGCGCCCUCUGGCGCCCUGGCAGCAGGCCCCAGGCGGAGCCCCCGCGGGCCCCGGGGGGUGAGGGGAGGCAGGGCCCGGAAGGCGGGGGCGGCCAGGCCCCGGGGCCCCUGCGGCAGCGCCGAGCCGGGCACCACGGCCGAGGCCAGCGCGGUGGAGGAGGAGGAGGAGGAGGAGGAGGGCCCCCCGCGGCAUUGCCGGCCGUCCCCACCCCGCAGCCCCGCAGCCCCGCGGGCGCCCCGGCGCCGAGUUGCAGGGCUUCCCGCGAGCGUGCCCCGCAGCCGGGCACUGCCUUGCCCCGCCGUGCCCCCCGCCCGGCCUCCCGCCCCGCGCCAGCCUCCGGCACGGCCUCCCGGGCCGCCCGCAGCGGCGCUCAUUACCGUGUGGGGCCGGUCGGCUCGGGCCGGCCCGGCUGCGCGCCCUGGUGCCGCGGCGCCGCGUCCCGGCUCGUCCUCUGCUCUCGCCGCCGCCCGCGCGCCCUCCCUCCCGCCCGGCCCGCCUGCCUGCCUCGCUCGCUCGCUCGCUCCCUCCCUCCGCUCGCUGUCGCGCUCCCUCUCUCCGCCUCCUCCGCCGGGUCCCCCCCUCCCACCCCUUCUCUCCGCCUUCCUCCUUCCCUCCCUCCGGCCGCCCGCGGGCCCAGGCCUCCGCCCGCCGCUCGCCCCCCGCGGCCGCGCUGGCCCCGGCCCCGGCGCUGCGGAGCCGGCCCGGGAGGCAGCGCCGCCGGCUGGGGGGCCCCCGGGGCGCCGCGGCGGGAGCGGCCUGGGCGCGCGGCCGGUCCUAGCGCCCUCGAGGCGGCCGGGGCAUGCCGCCUUGGCCACACCGCCAGCCCUGGCGCCCCUCGAGGGGCAGUCGAGCCCGGGCAAGGGAGCAGGGGUGCCUUACCGCAGCCCUCCCUCUCCCCGCGGGCCGCCCCGCUACCUGGCGCUGCCUCUGCGCUGGCCCGCCGAGCCCCCGGCGGCCUUCGCCCUGCAGUUCUCCCGACCUCCGCCAGAGCCCACUGCACUCUGCCGCUCUCAGCACCGGAGCUGGGGACAGCAGCGCCGGCCCAUCCCCGCGGCCAGGUGCGGCGGCCGCCGCCCGAGUGCAGGCCACACGGGCCCCGACGGCGGGGCCAAGGGCGCAGCGCCGGGAGCCUGCAGCCCGAGCCACGCCGCAGGGGAUGAGCGCCCUUGUACCUGGAGGUGGCCGAGUCGAGUGGGCUGCCCCCCCCCAGUUGGGCACUGGAAGGAGUUCGUGGAGUGGGAGGCUGAGCGAAAUGACUCGGAAGGUCUCUCCUAG